AUGAACGGCUGCAACAGUGGCUCCACCCUCUCCGAUGCGCCGCCCGGCCAAGGUCAAAUCCAACAAAUGCCUGGUCGACCCGUCAUCGAUCUCAAAAAGAAGCUUGUCGUCGUCGGUGACGGUGGAUGCGGUAAAACCUGUCUCCUCAUAGUCUACUCCCAAAACCGCUUUCCAGAAGAAUACAUCCCCACCGUAUUCGAAAACUACGUCCCCAUCAUCCAGUUCGAAGGCAAAACUAUCGAGCUUGCACUCUGGGACACAGCAGGCCAAGAGGAAUACGACCGACUCCGGCCUCUCUCGUAUCCCGAAUCAGAUGUUAUCUUGAUUUGCUUCGCUAUUGAUUUCCCAACAAGUCUGGCGAAUGUACAGGAUAAAUGGUUCCCAGAGAUCAAUCACUUUUGCGAGGGUGUACCAAUCCUGCUGGUCGGGUUGAAGACGGAUUUGCGGAAGGAUCCCAAUAGUUUGGCCAUGUUGCAGGCACAAGGGAUCAAGCCGGUUUCGCAGACACAGGGCCAGCAGGUGGCGGAUGAGAUUGGGGCGGAAAAGUAUGUCGAGUGUUCGGCAAAGACAAAGGAUGGAGUGCAGAAUGUGUUUGAUACCGCGAUCAGGGAGGCAUGUAGGAAAAAGGGCUGGGGCAGAAGGGCCGGUGGUGGUGGAUCUGCAGGCGGAAAGAAGAAGUGCGUUCUGCUCUAG
Ustilago hordei is the source of this 693-nucleotide messenger RNA. RefSeq names its product putative RHO1 - GTP-binding protein of the rho subfamily of ras-like proteins. Gene Ontology annotation, biological process: small GTPase-mediated signal transduction. Bases 1 to 693 code for a protein of 230 amino acids. Lineage: Eukaryota; Fungi; Basidiomycota; Ustilaginomycetes; Ustilaginales; Ustilaginaceae. The transcript has a single exon. The record is from RefSeq and is a predicted model, not a curated record. Gene Ontology annotation, molecular function: GTP binding; GTPase activity.